Messenger RNA from Branchiostoma belcheri (Belcher's lancelet), 1024 nucleotides. RefSeq lists its product as uncharacterized. Gene Ontology annotation, molecular function: signaling receptor activity. Gene Ontology annotation, cellular component: external side of plasma membrane. The record is from RefSeq and is a predicted model, not a curated record. The transcript has 4 exons. NCBI's taxonomy places the organism in Eukaryota, Metazoa, Chordata, Leptocardii, Amphioxiformes, Branchiostomatidae. The coding region runs from base 56 to 883 and encodes 275 amino acids.
ACAUCAACUGGUAGUUCAGCUCAUUUUUGAAGGCGAUUUUGACAGGUUGUUGGCCAUGAAUGCCCUCACCGUAAGCUUGGUGGCCCUGGUGGCGCUGACUGGACCGGCCGUGCAGUCGGAAGACGUGCCCUGCAGGACGUUUGAAGAGAUCUACCCCAGCGGGAGGGAGCUGUGUGAGAAGAUGUGGGACGGCGCCUUCGUGUACGAGACCAACCUCAGCGCGGCCUUCACCAUGUGGUUCUUCGAGGCCGAAAAUCCAAACAACAAAGUGUCUGAGAGACUCGGGUGGCCAUCGGCUGAUGACUGUCACUUGGAGUACUUUCAUAAGGAAAGCCCGGGACCAGAACCGGACAACUUCACGGAGUGCCAUCCCUGGAAGGACUACUCCUGCUGUCACCAGGCCACCGUGUCUUCCGUACAGAACAUCAAGGAAGCGUACGGCAAGGAGUGGCACUGGGACCGGUGUGGUCCCCUCAGCUCUGCCUGUGAGCGCUUCUUCGUGCAGGAGGCCUGUCUGUACGAAUGUGAACCCAACGCAGGUUUCUAUCGGAAAUUCCCGGCUCACAUCUACAACGAGUCGGACCCGAACCACAACAAGUGGCAGAUGGAGGGCAUGCCCAUCCGCGCCGACUACUGCGACGCCUGGCUACGAGCCUGCCGGUACGACCGCUUCUGUGCCGUGGACAGUGGCAGCUAUCACUCGUGUGCCAGGGAGUACCUCGAAGCUGAUAAGCUGACCACGGGGGAAUACGGUGUAAAUGCUGGGCUAGUUGCAGGAGUAGUCGUAGCUUUGUUGGUGGGGUUAGUGUUGUGUGGUACUCUUGGUUAUUUCAUUUACCGAGAGAGGAAGGGGGAACCUGUGUUCGACAAGCUCGAGACUUGAGUCGUUCGAUAACAUCAUGAGGACCCCUAUCUACAGUAUGUUUUUCCGUCAACAGCUAAAAAACAUAUCCUACACUUUGUCACAUGUUCAUGGUUAGUCUAUGUACAGUGGCCUGUGUGGUUGUGGUGCGCGUGCUACGUG